AAUACAUGUGUUCCAAAUAUAAACUUCACUAAAAACUUUUGCAUCGCUUUGUCAUAAACAAUCAGAAAAGUUUGUUUUGUGCACUACUGAAAUCUCGUUCAUAAAUUCAUAAUAAUAAUCAUCAACCUUUCAUUGUACGUAACUACUGGAGAACCUCUUAAACUUCGAAGAUGAAGCUGUAUAUUUUUAAAAGGAGAGUGUAUAAAUAAUUUGUGUACAGAUUUAAUUUUGUUGUGUAAUGUUUUAAAUAACCGAUGUUUUUGUUAUAAUUUUACACCGCAAAUAUGAAGUUUCUACUUAUUUUGUGUUGUGUUUCUACUCUAGUAGAUGCUUACGAUAAAGCUUCCUUUUACGGCGCCAGUUAUAUUUCAUAUCCCCUACAAGAGGCUAAAGGGGUGACAGAUAUAAGUUUUAGAUUUAGAACCCAUUUAUCUGAUGCUCUGUUGCUGCUUGCGGCUGGAAAAACGGACUAUUGCAUGAUUCGUUUGGAGAGUGGAAGACUCAAGCUCCAUAUCAACUUGGGUGCAGGGGAGAGUGAGCUGUCAUCACCAAAAAGUAUACAUCUGAAUGAUACACAGUGGCAUCACAUUACCAUCAUCAGAAGGGAAGCAAAUCUUACGCUGAAGGUCGACGACAAUAUUGUGAAGAAGAGAUUGCCAGGACGUUUCUUUGAGCUAAACAUACAUUUUGGGAUUUUUCUUGGUGGGCAAGGUGACUUCUCUGAACUGUUCCUUGGUCAUAUGGAGAAUUUCCGUGGAUGUAUGGAAGAUGUGUUUUACAAUGGCGUGAAAAUUAUAGAAAAAGCUCGAAGCCGAAGUACUUCUGUUCACGUGGAAGGUGUUACGUGGAACUGUGCGCCAGAAUUCGACGCUGAUCUGAACUCUGACAUAAGUUUCGUUGACGAAGGAGCUUACAUGAUUUUACCGAAAAUAAGCUCGCGAGCGGGUGGGAGAUGGCAAAUAGAGUUCAAAACGAUAGCACCUAACGCUAUGGUGUUGUACAACGCGGGGGCCGGUCGAGGUGACUUUUUGGCCGUUGAAAUCUUGCAAGGCGUCGUCCGGGUUAAGUUGGCGCGGGGUCAAAUCCUACACACCGAGAAGGUUAACGAUGGCCAGUGGCACAAACUGCACUUGCUGUUCAACCCGUCGUUGAUCGAGCUAUCGAUUGACAACAUUGCGAUGAGCACACGUAUUGAGAGCGGCGGCACGCGAUACUUAGAUCUGUCCGACACUUUCUAUCUCGGUGGCAUCGAGAACAACAAACGGCAGCGAGCGUUCGCUAAAGGAGUUAAAGCAGCCGACUCCAGCAUUAUGGGUUGUAUCAAGCCAAUCGAAGUGGAUGAUAAGAUAUUUGGACUGCCGAACGCGGUAGUGACAUGCGGGGUGACUCCCAAAUGUGUCUGGUGGUACCCCUGCCACUCAAGCGUCAGUCCGCCGUGCCAACCGAAAGCGACUUGCGAGCAACACGGCGUUGACCAUUUCACCUGCAAAUGCGACAGUGAUCUCUGUAUCAACCCUGACUAUGCUGAGAAAUAUAAGGUAUUUUCAAAAUCCAGCAGCGAAUUAGAACUGGUCGCUUUAUACCCGCUGACAGUGCAAGAGGGAGGUGUUUCUGUUAUAACAACACAGAAUAUUGACGUUAUAUUAGACCAUCACAAGUACGGCGUGAGACCUUCUGGCGUGCUGCUGCACGUGGCGAAGAAACCUCAGUACGGCAGGAUCGCUGUAGACCUCACGUCGCUGAGAAUCUCCCCGCAGUACACCAAUUACGUGGAUGGUGAGAAGUCCAAGCAAUUCUUCACCUUGAUGGACCUAUCAAGGGAUAAGGUUCGGUACGUUCACGACGGUUCGGAGAAUCACCAAGAUGCCAUCGUCCUCGAAAUGGAGCUUAUUCCAGAGACAAAGUUCACUCUACCGAGCUACCUGCAGGGGCGCAAUACGUUCGUGCUACACGUCAACGUGACACCUGUCAACGACCCGCCCGUGCUGAAUUUAAUGUCGGGAAAAGUGCUCCGAUUGACUCAGGGAACGCGUAAAGUGAUAACUUCAGCUAUUCUUAAAGUGGAGGAUCCAGAUACGUCGCCGGCUGACUUGCUCUACACUGUUAUACACGGAAAGGGUGAGGCAAAUAGUGGUCACAUAGAAUUGUCUGGGCAACCAGUGGACACAUUCACGCAGCAAGAUAUAGACGCUGGCCUUGUAAGCUUCGUGCAUGGCUCUCCUACCGACAAACAGCUAAACAAGACAUCGCUGCGACUUACUCUGCAGGUAUCAGACGGCAUAGAGACUAGCACUCCGGGUGUGCUGCGUAUAUCAGUGAUGCCACUGCAGAUGCGUCUGGUCAAUAACACGGGACUGCAGUUAGUUCACAAUUCGUACGCAUUAAUCACUGCAGAGAAUCUGACAUUCGCGACCAAUGCGGAAGAAACUAGCGUGCAUGUCAAAUAUGACAUCGUGAAACCGCCGCAGUUUGGUGUUGUCGAACGUCUCAGAGUUUUGGAUGGCACCUGGCAGACCGUAGACUCAUUUACCAGCGAGAUGGUCGCGUUUGGUCGCGUACGCUAUAUGCAUCUACUGGGAACUCCGACGCAUGACGAAUUCAAGUUCAAAGCCUCUGUGGGGUCGAUCCGAACGAACACUUUAUACGAUUUUCGCUUAACAUUUAUAAAACUAGAACUGUAUCAAACCACGAACGAGGAACUUUUACUGAAUAAUACUAGAGAAGCCUUCAUCUCUUCCAAGCACCUGAAGUUCCAAACGAGACCGCUUAUGCAGACCGCGGAUAAGAUAACGUUCACUAUUCUGAAAGCGCCUAAGUACGGAAUACUCCAUUUGUCCUCCGGCAAAAACCAUUUACAAGUCCCUGAUACAUUUACUCAACAGGAUAUCAAUACAGACCAACUGUGGUACAGAUUACACCGAAGAGCCUACUCUCAUAUACAAGAUGAGUUCACUUUUGUUGCUAGCGCUGCUGAAUGCGAAAACAUUACUGGUGUUAUGACAAUACGUCACGCUCCGGGGCCGGCUUUAUUGGAACAUCCAUCUGGAAGGUUCCAUACGACCUUAGAGCGGUUACAAGUCACAGAAGGUUCUAGAAUGGUUAUUCCGGCGACUCAUCUCAAUUUUCAAACGGACGAUGUGACUAAUCUCGUUUUCAAUAUCACUCAUCUGCCAAAACACGGCAAAAUCGAGGUGAUAGGGGAUAGUUUGAAAGUCGUACGGGAAAAUACAACGUAUUUCACACUGCAAGAGUUGAAUUUCGAUCAUGUUUAUUAUGCACACGAUGAUUCAGAAAGCAAACAUGAUUCUUUCCAUUUCAUGGCCCUCAGUCCGGAGCCGGAAGACUUUCAGUACGUUGGAGUUUUCCACAUUGACAUAAUUCUCAAAAACGACAAUAGCCCACUCCGGGCUAGUGAAUAUGUAUUCCACAUCGUACACGGCGGAGCAAGACUUAUCACUUCACGUGAUUUAAGUUACUCCGACGCAGAUUUAGAUACGAAACCUUCUGAUAUAGUGUACACAGUGCAGAGAUUUAUCAAAGACCCACCCAACGGCGGUAUAUAUAGAGCUGAUAACCCUUCAGAGCAAAUAGCACAGUUCACACAAGACGAUAUUAAUAAGAAUCUAGUGUUGUUUAAACAUCAAGGAAAAGAAUAUGGGAAAUUGUCUUUCUGGGUAUCGGAUGGGUUGUUCGAUGUGAAUGGCAAUUUGGAAGUGCAAGCGUCGCCUCCAUUUAUAAGGAUGAUUCCCACUAACGGGUCCAUAGUUCAAGUUGGGAUGGGAGUUAUUAUUACGAGUAAGGAAAUGCAGGUUGACACAAAUAUGAAUUGUCUAGAAGAAGAUAUCCGUUACGAAGUAAUACAGGAACCCAAGCACGGGUUCAUUGAAGUGGGAGAGGGCAUUGGUGAUGUUACAUUCACACAGUUGGAUAUCGUAGCUGGUAGAGUUUCAUAUAGGCACCGGGAUCCUAACACAUCAAAUGAUGCAAUUAGAUUCAAGGUGAUGUGCUUGGAGGCUUGGGGCGAGGGAAUAUACCCCAUAAGAAUAUAUCCCUCCAGCUAUUGGGAACCCUUGAAAGUGACGACUAACAAACCGCUGUUCGUCGAGGAAUCAACGAGCGUCAAUAUUACCAAGGACGUUCUCGAGAUAAUGCACCCGCAAAUUGAGCCUUCAAAUAUCGUGUACCAGGUUACAGAAGGGCCGUAUUUCGGAUGGUUAGAAAUAUCUACAGUGCCAGGCAUAAUCGAAGUCGAGAACUACGAAGAGCCUGUAUUAACCAAAAUGUUCGACCAAUCAAUUAUAAACUCGAACAAACUGAUCUACGUUCAAUCGGGAGUUAAUCGUACCAAAGACAAAAUCAAAAUGGAUGUCACCAAUGGCAUUGUUUGGUUGACAUCUGUGGAGCUAACUGUUAUUAUAAUACCGGAGCAUUACUACGUCACGGCGCUGAAUGUGACUGUACUUGAAGGUGAAUCUACAAGCUUAAAGCAGGAUUUGUUUCAAAUUGCGACUGAGUAUUAUAGAGGGAAGGUAGUUUUAUAUAAAUUGAUUCGGAAGCCGAAGUUCGGGAAGGUACUCAUGGGCGAACAGGAGUUAACUGUACUACCGGUAUUGAAGCUUAACUCAGGAAAUAUACAGUACGUUCAUGAUGGUUCCGAGGAGACUUUAGACGGAAUGGAAUUAGUCGCUGUGUCUGAGAACGGGAAGGAAAGUGAGCCGUUUAGUGUGACGAUCAACAUUGCAGCUGUCAACGAUGAGCCCCCCAUCGUGGCUGCCAAUACUGGUCUAUGUGUGUGGGAGGGGGGAACAUUUAUAUUCACCCGGAAUGAACUCUAUGUGAACGACAUAGACACGCCAUCCGAAAAUGUGAUAAUUCGAAUCGUGGAUAUAGUUUCAGGGUAUAUUGCUAUGAAAGAUAAUCUAGAAUCUCCCGUAAACCACUUCACUCAAGCAGAUAUAGACCAAAGCAGGGUCGCUUUCGUGCAUACAAAUGGCACAAAAGGAAAAAUGAUAUUCAAUGUUACCGAUGGUGUACACGACCUAUCCAAAAUUACAUUUUUGAUAACAACGAAAACAGUUACACUCAAGAUAGCUAGAAAACACACAUUGCGAGUGUUUCCGUUGAUGAGAGAGCCUAUUAACAACUACCAUGUGAUGGCAAAAUGUUCAGACCCUUCCAGAGAUAUUUUGUUCAAAGUCGAAAGAGCACCGACGCUUGGAAGAAUUGUAAUGAUAAGCGGCGAUAAUUCCCAUAGAUCUAUUAAACAAUUCACUCAGCUGGACAUAAAUAAAACAAUCGUUUAUUACGAACACACUCAUCCAUUCUCUGAUUUAAACACGAACGACUCCUUCGUGUUUAGCGUCGAAGCCGCCCUGGCGAAGCCGGUUACUGAUCAAGUCUUUAAUAUCGAUAUAUCUGUGUCUUCCGGUGGCCUGGCCAAAUAUGUACACAUACCACAAAUUAAAGUUCCCGAAGGUGGCACAGUUCCGAUGGUUAUCAACGUGACUAACGUUAUUCAGUAUUUAGAGACUCAAGCUGCGGUUCGACAACCUCAAGUAGAAGCACAAUGGUCUCAACCAACACACGGUGUCCUAGACCCGCCACUGUCAACAUUAACACAGUCUCAGUUAGAAUCUGGCUCAGUUAUCUACAAACACGAUGAUACAGAUACGUUAAAAGAUGAACUCGACAUGGCAUUAUAUCUGCUUCCCGAUUAUGUUCUGCUCUGUAACGUUACUAUACCUAUAACCGUCAUACCGGUGAACGAUCAACCGUUUAGGUUGCAAACCGAUACCCCACAAAUACAAGUCGUGCAAGGAGAGAAUUAUACAAUAACCAGGCUAGACCUACUAACGGAGGACGCUGAUACCGACCCUUCAGGAAUUCUGUAUGAUAUUAUUAGCGGGCCCACUCAAGGUAGAAUAGUGCUGGUCGACAAAAACCAGACGAUCGACGAGGCGCCGUCUAUCAACAAGUUCACACAGGAAGACAUUAAUAAUGAAAAAGUUAUGUAUGAACAUUCGGGGGUACUACAAACGGCUACUUUUUACUUCCGCGUAUGGGACGGCCAGUUCAAACCGACAUAUACAGUGUUUACAAUAGACGUAGUGCCGGUUAUGUUGAAUGUCACUUCGUUAUUUCCAAUAGAGCUACAACAAGGGUCUAAUGUAGCUACGGUGACGACGGAACAAAUUCACCUAGAGACGAACGCAAGGAAGUCUAAAGUAUGGUACAAUAUAACCAGACAACCAACCCACGGGAUGGUUUACGUGGGUAGAAAUCCUGCCAUGUACUUCUCUUAUACCGACCUGGUGGACAAAGUUGUUAUUUACAUGCAAAACGAUAUGACCGUCGCGAACGAUAGCUUUGAGAUGAUAGCGUACGUUUACAACAGUAACUCCACGCAGCCGUUCUCGAUAGACGUCACGGUACAACCCUUGAUGGAUUUGAGCGAUUUAGUUAUUGAAGGAAUUAAAACCAAAGUUACACUUAAUAAUUUGGACGCGACCGAACUUGCGAAAUUGACUGCCAGCGAUCCCGUGUACACGAUAAUAUCUAAACCAAAGUAUGGUGCAAUUAAAAAAAUAAUUAGGAGUUCUGGCGAAAAGACGACUGCUAGAGAAAGGGAGAUAGCAUACUUCACACACGAAGAUGUUAAAGCUGGAUUGAUUUAUUACGUGACAAAGAGGAGGCUAUAUGAAUACAAAACUAUCGAAGAUGAGUUUACUUUUCUUUUAGCUGCAACAAUAUUUCAACCAGCUUCGGGUACUGUUAAGGUUGUGCUCGGCAAAGCGCUGCGUAACAGUCUCCCAGGUCCCAACGAUCCAGAGAGCCAUGAAGACGUUCCUAUGUCAGGUGCAUCAAGAUCCUACUACAUGAUUAUCAUAUUGGCCCUUUUAGGAACAAUACUAGCUGUAAUCGUGAUUGUCGGUAUACUUAAGUGUCGCCGAUACACGGCUAGGGAUCAAAACGCUAUCGUUAAGAUCCAUGGUCAAAGUCCAGGUGCUGUCGCUCCAAUACCGUUACCGAGACCACCUGAUCACUUGAUGCCUUCACCUACGCAAGGAACGCCGCCAAUCAAAAGAUACGUGUCUUCGGACCAGUCCGUGAACACGGGUGCUAGCACACCUUUGCAUUCAGCUGGAAGCGUGGCAUGCAAGGUGACCCAGCUCGCGGAGGGUUUGCCUGACCUGAAUGCCAGAUACCCAUACGGCACCGAUGAUCACACCGAUGCGGAGGACUGGAGUAGCUAUGAAGCGAGCGAGUCUGCAUAUCCGGUUCGUGGUGGAGCUCCCUCCAACCCGAUGUUGCGGCGCAACCAAUACUGGGUCUGACCCACGUAUAGCCACUCUCUGCCGAAGCGACCCAAACCUGUUUCGUUCGUGUUCAGCGACGAGAUCGGGGGUCCUCUCAAUAGAGAAACGCCUGAUAGGCACGGCAUAGAAUUAGUUCCUACACCAUUUCUACUGAGUAAUUAUAAAAACCCAACCAAGGUUUCCAAAUACCCGAGCUGUGAAAUCACACUGUAAAUUCAACCGUAGGUAGGUAUCGUUUACAACGGAGUACCACCACACAAACUACGUUUAACCACAGAAAUAAGUCAAGAUAGAACGGUGUGAAAUGCUUAUAGUAAUUUUACGUAAUAUGGGUUGCUUUUCUAUACACUUAUUAAGAAACAGAUCUAGAGAACAGCCGUUUGCUACGUACAGAUUGCACGGUUGUAAACUGUAAAGAUAAAGUUAUGGAUCCUAUUAUAUAAAAGGAGACAUUUUAUAUUAUCAGUAAGUAUUUUACCAUGACCCAUACAGCCCAGUACCUAUACUGCCCACUGAGCUAGAGGUACAGGGUUCUAAUCCGGGUAGGCAAGUAUUUAUAUAAUGAAUAUGAAUAUUUGUUUUCAUAAGUAAGUCAUGGAUAUAUGUAUUUAUGUAUGUUUUAUGUAAUUUUUGUUUGUCGAUAUUAUUAUUAUUUAAUUUCAAUAAAACUAAAUUUAAUAAGAAAUCAAAUACCACCGACCCUUUAAGCUCGUCAAGUAUAAAUUUAAUUUAUCUUUUACAUCUUCACUAAGCAAGAAAUCCAUGACUUUGCCUAUAUAAUUCGCAUAUAAAUUAGCACAAAUAAAACAUGGAUUGAAUAUCACAUAUUUAUAUGUAAACUCUUGUGAGUUUCGGUUCUGCGCUCGUCUGUUAAAUACAUUACACGCGCGAAACGUAGUACUUUUAUUGAAAUCGUUCUAUAUCGAAUUAUUUUUGUGGUGUUUAAAUGUCAACACGAAAGAUUAUCCUUCACUGUUCUCACACAUGUUACACUCUAAUGUGAAUCAAUUAAGUGCAUUGAUAAAUACGAAUGAAAACAUAUUUUGUCUAACGAAUAUAUCUUUGUAUAACACUUGGAAUAUUACGAAUUGUUAAAAGCCGCAAUGCGAUGUAAUCGUAGUUCUAUGGCGGUCACUGUUAACAUCAUAAAUGACCAACAUUUACGCGUAACGCGCGAGUUGAAUGCAGAGAUCAGGAAUACGAUAGUGCUGUGACCUAAUUAUAAUUUAUAACGAUAAUCCUGAGUGUGUCGAUAAAUUUAAACAAUGCUUUAAGUUUACCAUUUUAAUAUAAUAAUUUUAUAUCAAAUUAUUAUUCUGCCGUCUUGCCUUCUGUUGAACACACAUGUCUAUAACAGUUUUCGACAUUUUUCUUUCUUUGCGAUGAAUAAAAACUCGUUUACUUUGGAACCGAACCUGAUGGACGGAUCAGUUAUUAUUAAAAUGAAAAAAAAAAUCGCAACUUUAGUAUUAAGGUGAUAACACGGUAAGCGACAACUACGGCACAGCACUACUCUGUAGACGUGCGCUGUGAGGCGUGCGGGGGGAGAUGUUUCACCCCAGGCCCCGACUGCAUUCAACUCACGAGUUCUCUGUACUUGUUUUGUAACUUAUGUCGAUAAAAUACCAAAUAAUGAUCAUGGACUUUUCAAUAAGGGUUAGAUUUCUCUAUUAGUAGGGGACUCGUAAUUAUCAUGUCAAGUACCAUCAACCCUUUUUGUGUGAAUCUUCAAUUAGAUUAGUGCCAACAUACAUGAUACAUUGUCGCUAGGUAAACAAUGUAAAGAUUAUACACGAACUUACACGAUAGUAUUAUUGUGCCAAAGAAGUUGUUAUUUAAUGAGUAAAGUAGAAAUAUUGAUUGUGGUGUGAUCGUGGUAUUGUUCGUCACCUAUUUCUAUUCACCUUUGAUACCAAUCCUGACGUUAAAGAUAUCGUUAUAACAUCUAUUACCGUACCUUUUCGUGGCUUGUGUCCACAUUUAUCGAACUCGGCUAUUUAAUUAUGGAAAGACAGAAGAAGAAAUUAUGGAAGAAAGAGACUAUUCGUCGAUUAUUUAAAUUGCAUCAGUGAUUCAUGAUUGAAACAUUUAUUUGAUGUUAGUAAGUUUUUUAAGGUAGUUUUUUAGGUUGGUACAAUUUGAUAGCUAGGUCCGUUAGAGUUAUGGAAAAAAGACUACAGUUGGAAGGAUUAUUACCCUCAUGUCAUGUCAAGUGUUUGUUAACGUUAUUAAAACAAAUUCGUGUGCGCCUUGAGUGAGAACGUGCCGAUUUUCAACAAGUCUGAAUCUGUUUGGAGUGCGAAGUGUCCUUCAUUUGUUCCGAGCAUGUUUCUACGCGACGUUCUGUACACUUACGAGUUAUUUACGCGAGCUGAGUUGUGUCUUAUACACAAGCCCUCGAAUUAAUCGCUCAUCUUAUGCGAAAACUCUGUCAUCAACUAAAUUCUGUAAAUUAUUAUUUUUUUUAAUUGAUCCUUUUAAAGACAUGUCUCAUAUGAACUCAGUAGAGCAGCAUAUUCAAGAUUCUACAUUUACUACGUGGAUCAAGUAAAAUACCCCGGUUCACAUAAAAUUUAUUCGAUAAUCUAAUUGUAACAUUUGUAAUUUUUUUUUGUAUGCGGUAGAGAGUAGAGUUUAUAGGAACGACAAUUGGUUUUUAGAGGCAGAAUUAGUUUUGUUUAGCCAUAUAUUAUUGUAUAACGAAAAAGCGCCGCUCGUGUGUAACUAGCCUAUUUAGGUAACUAGCCUUCGUGUGUAUAAACCAAUGAAGUUGGCGAAAGCUGAACUUAUUUUGGUUAGCUAUUGUGUGCUAUGAAAUAUGUCUGCAAAUAUAUUUCUGAAUAUUACAAGCCAAAUAUAGUGCCAAAUAUAUAUUCUUACAAAAUAAGUCACCCACUCAACUAUUAAUUAUAUCAAGUUAAAAUUAUUUAAGUUAGUUAAUAAUUCUAUUAAUUUUAAUGAUUUUAUCUCGUUAAGAAAGCUUAAUAUAUAGUUUAUCAUAACUGGUUAUUAUAUAUACAGCGAAUACAAUACAGGGUUGAAUUUUAUUGCCAAAUACCAAAACCAAAAUUGACAUACCACUUGGUAUUUUGUUAUAGUCAUUGAGUUGCUUUAUUACUAUUCUAAUGUUCCAUUUUUAUUUGUAAUAAUAAGACUUGCAAUGAAAUAUAGAAUGGUAUAAUUCCCGCGCGUUAAGAAUGGGACAGGCGCCAUCUUGGCUACGUCAUGGUAGUCAAUACCUGAUAUAAAUAUAAUUUCUAAAUGAAUGGCUUUAAAAACUGUAAAUUAUGUUGAAGUCUGUUAAUAAAAGUACAUGAUACACCGAAAUUACUCUGACAUUUAUUAUUAUUCAAGAUAAUUUUGUUUAUGAUUUCUUUGUUUACUUUCUAAAGCUCUAGUACCGACAAAGCUCAUUGGUUUGCAAUUCGAACUUCAGUUUGUUACAGAUAGGCACAUUAUGAUUAAUAUCUGAAGUGACGCGAGGAAAUUCGCUAUUUGUUUAAUAAUUAUAGUCGGCGAAAAGUUUAUUGUUAACACACCAGAUGGAGCCACCGUUGUUGGUAAGAAAAGUCUAUCAAAUCUUAGAAAUACAUUUUGCUUUGUUCUGUAUAAUUACACACGUUAUAAUAAUUAUUAUUAAUAUUUGAGAAUAUUCAGUUUGAAAUGUGUGUACACGGAUGUUUUAUUGCGAAAUGUUAAAAUGUAUUUCUUUGAUUUGCGAGUUACAUUUACAGUUUAAAUUUGUUCACAGUUUGUAUGCAAGCUAAAAAUAUUUAAAUUUAUAUCAUGUUGACUUCUUUCAGUUUAAUUAAAACUACAAUUUCCUUUCUUUAGCUUUGUGUUAUGAUAACUUCUUAUUAAUAUUAUUUUAUAUAGUAUUGUAUGCGGUGGUUCCCUGUAAGUUUAUCUAAGAUGUUGUCUGUAUUAGAUGGUAACAGUAUAAAAAAAAGAUUUUACUCUUAGUCGGACGCUAGAGAUUUUAGCUAGAAAAUUUGAAAAUGAAAUGUUGCUUAUUGUUAGUAAGGUGUGGUAAUAGGAAAGAAAUUGUAUUUUCCAUCAGCAUUAUGGGAACCUCCGUUCAUUUGCUAAAGUCAGUGUACACAUUGUUAAAAUAUAACUAAAUAAAUUAUAUUAUUGUAUUGUUCGGAUGCCAAUAUCGUUGCAGUUCAUUUAAAACUUCUAUGAAAUGUACUAAUACAUAAUAAUUGUAAUGUUAAAUUAUAUCUAAAACAUUUAAACACAGACAGACACGUCGAGACAUACAAAAACUGCGUAUUUAUUACGUAUUUUAAUUAACAAGCGCUUUAGUUUAGCAACUAAAACCGGUAAUAUUAUGAAUCCGAUACUUCAUAAUAGUAUUGCACUGGAGUUUGGCACGCGACACUCUCGCGCUAUCUAUCUUGAUAUGGAACUGAAAACAACCAAUAUUGUUAAUAAAUAUGUUGAAAAGACAGAUUUGAACUGAAUUAUUUCUAGUAUUAAUGUUUACUCAUUGUGAAUGUAUGAUAAUGUAUGGUAACAGGUGCUGUUCUUCGGUUCACACUGUCUAAUACUAUACAAUAUAUACUACUGGAUGUUUUAAUAUUAAUUGGUCACUUAUUUCACUAGUGUUACUUACAAUAUAUUAUAUUUAAUAUAAAUCUAAUGUGGGAUAGUAACCAAACUUAUUAACCCAAUGCAAAAUGUGCAGUAUGUUAUCAUAGUAUUGGAGUUAAAUUAUUGUAAUAAGGUAAAUAUAAGGUACUUAAGUAAUGAUAAAACAAAAUAGCUGUAAAAGCAAGUCAUGAACAGAAUAUGUACAUUUUCUGUUUUCUUUAAUAUGUAUGUUAGCGUAGUUUCUGAUUUAAGUGUAAAUGUACUUUAAAAUAUCUUGAUGUGAAAGCUCUUCGAUUCCUAUUAAUUCCAUUAUUUGGAUGUUUUGAAAGCAAUAAAUGUUCAAAUUCGGAAGGGAUAGUUUUAAGAAUGGAAAUUUAUUGGUUCUUUCAAUAAUAAUUAACGAAUUUUAAUAAAUAAUGCAAUUUUAUGAAAA
Messenger RNA from Leptidea sinapis, 12345 nucleotides. RefSeq names its product chondroitin sulfate proteoglycan 4 (gene kon). NCBI's taxonomy places the organism in Eukaryota, Metazoa, Arthropoda, Insecta, Lepidoptera, Pieridae. The coding region runs from base 285 to 7334 and encodes 2349 amino acids. The record is from RefSeq and is a predicted model, not a curated record. The transcript is spliced from 25 exons.